Messenger RNA from Cydia fagiglandana, 980 nucleotides. Its product is annotated as pancreatic triacylglycerol lipase-like. Gene Ontology annotation, biological process: lipid catabolic process. Gene Ontology annotation, molecular function: lipase activity. The coding region runs from base 52 to 948 and encodes 298 amino acids. The record is from RefSeq and is a predicted model, not a curated record. The transcript has 6 exons. NCBI's taxonomy places the organism in Eukaryota, Metazoa, Arthropoda, Insecta, Lepidoptera, Tortricidae.
AGACGUUAAAACCUGUGGAUUUCGGAGCGAUAUUGUUAUUUUCGGAUAAACAUGUACAUCAAGUGCGCGUUGGUUUUGUGUGCUGCUGUGGCAGCUCACGGAUUCAACUUGGGACCGACGGAUGUUGAAUUCCAUCUCUACACCAGGACUAACCCAACUGUGAGCCAGCCUGUCACCCCGUCGCUCAAUUCUUUUCUAACGACCAACUUCUUGCCUUCGCGCCGCACCUUCCUUACAAUUCAUAGCAAUGGGGAAGGAGUUGCCGGAAACUUCAACGCCUUUGUGGUUGGAGGUUUACUGACAUCUGCGGACGUUAACGUGAUCGCCGUAGACUGGAGCCGCGCCUCUCUGCUCUAUACGUUAGGUCUGGCCAACGCGUCCCAGGCCGGAGCAAUGAUCGCAGAGAUCAUCAACGUCCUCAUUCUCAAUUUUGGCUACUCGGCCAACAUGGUCACCAUCGUUGGAGUUGGGCUCGGGGGCCAUCUCGCUGGUAUCACCGCACGAGCUAUCAGCGGAGAUGUUGCUCAUAUUGUUGCGAUCGAUCCCUCCUUCCACGGCUGGACUCACCAUCCCGACAUCCUCAAGGCUGACGACGCUGGCGCAGUGGAGGUCCUCCACGCCACCGCCGGAAUCCAGGGCUACGACUACCCUCUGGGUACCAUCGACUUCUACCCCAACGGUGGAACGUACCAGAACGGCUGCGGUGCGGACGUCUCAUGUGGUCAAAUUUACGCAUACGCGUUCUAUGCUGAGUCUCUUGCCGCAGAGUUGAACACAAACACUAACAACCAGUUUGUGGGUACUGCUUGCGAAAGCUACGAACAAGCUAUUGCAAAUAGCUGCUCUGGCGCAAGAGAUGUCACUUUCGGAGGCACUGCUGUCAAAACCAGCGAAUCUGGAAUCUACACUUUCAACACCAACGCCGUUCAGCCGUUUGCCCAGGGUUAAAAGGUUACUUAUUAUUAAAAAAAUUGUUAAAA